GUUAACUCCGAACAUUUUGGCUAUAUGGUCAAAACCGGGAAGUACCUGACUUCAAAUUAUCCCGGGCGCGUGAUUGCCUUCGAUGGGAAGCAUAAAAAGGAGAUGGAUGAAAAUCCCAGGCUAUUCAUUAUACCAGAACUCCGUGAACAUGCGAAAGACCACUCCCUUAACGAUUGUUGCUACGCUGAUCAUUGUCCUGAGGGCAAAAGCUGACAUCAACGACCCCCUUUUCAAGUGUCUGCUCGACAAAGACUACAAUGAGAUGCUUCAUAUUGUCCAUAGAGGUCUUCCCCGUGCAAAGACCCCGCAUCACAUCGCAAUAGUCGGCGGAGGCAUCGCAGGUCUUACAGCCGCUCACUUCCUGGAAGGGGCGGGGCACAAGGUGACGAUAGUUGAAGCCAGCGGGCGUAUCGGCGGGAGAGUGGAGACGUACAGGGAUAAGCGGGGAGGCUGGUAUGCAGAGUUUGGUGCUAUGAGGAUACCCAGCUUUCACAAAAUCCUGCUGAACUUCAUAAAAAAGUUGGGAAUCCAACUGAACACUUUUAUCGAGGAAGACAUCAACACAUAUUACCUCAUUAAUGGCUCGUUAUUGAAGACGUACAAAGUGAAAAAUAACCCUGAUGCACUGAAAUACCCUCUGGAAGCGUGGGAACGCGGGAAGUCAGCGAGUGAGCUCUUCAGCAUGGCCUUGUGGAAGAUUCGAGAGGACCUGAAGAGGAGUGGCAAUAACUGUACAGCAAUUUUGGAAAAAUAUGACUCCUACUCUGUUAAGGAAUACCUGGUGAAGGAGGCUCACGUGAGCCCUGGAGCACUGCAGAUGAUUGGCGACCUCCUGAAUGAAAACAGCUUCUUUUACACAGCGCUGACGGAGUCCCUGCAUAUCCAGGCCGAUAUCAACGACAAUACUACGUACCAUGAGGUCACCGGCGGUUUCGACUAUCUGCCAAGAGCAUUCUACGAGACUCUGAACGGCACCAUACUCCUGAACUCCGCGGUCAGGCGCAUCAGUCAGACGAAAAGACACGUCACCUUGUCCUACCAGGACCAGAACAAUCCCUCCGCCCUGACCAACCUCACGGUCGACUACGCCCUGGUCACGGCCACGGCUAAAGCUUCCCUCUUCAUCGAGUUCCAGCCACCACUGUCACCGCAGAAGAUGGAGGCGCUGCGGUCCGUGCAUUACUCCAGCUCGACCAAGGUGGUGCUGAGCUUCAGCGUGAAGUUCUGGGAGAGGGACGGCAUCAGGGGUGGGAAGAGCAUCACGGACCUGCCCUCCCGCUUCAUCUACUAUCCCAGCCACAACUUCACCAACACCACCGGGGGCGUAGUCCUGGCCUCCUACACUUGCUCCGACGACUCAACCCUCUUCCAGGGCAUACCCGACGACAGGGUGAAGGAGCUGGUGCUGAACGACCUGGUGAAAAUCCACGGGGAGAACAUCCGGCGCUUCUACACUGGGGGCGUGGUGAAGAAAUGGGGCCUGGACCCCUACAGCCUGGGGGCGUUCGCCAUCUACACCCCGUUUCAGCAGACCAGCUAUGCCGCUGCCCUUUUCAAGGAGGAGCGGAGGGUCCACUUUGCGGGAGAGCACACAGCCACGCCCCACGCCUGGAUUGAGACGGCCAUGAAAUCUGCAAUAAGAGCUGCUAAAAACAUCAACAGUCUGAGGAAUUAGCGGCAGCUGGUAGCAUGGCACACUCCACAAGGGAGGACCCGGCCGGAGGGAGGACUGCUGACAAAAGGCUAACAAAACUGCCAGUAGGCCACUUGACUGUAAAAACAAUGUCAGCAUUGGAUUUAGUCAAUUAGCUUAAGAAAAGAAAAUACUGUUAUGCAAAUUUUUCAGGGUUUUAUCCAAAGGUUUUGUGUCACCUGGGCCCUGUUUCACGAACAUGGCUAACGCAGUGAACCUGAUUAGUUUGAUGACAUUUUGGGAUAAACUCAGAAUUUUCCAUUUUACAAAGCGAUUUCAUCUUGUUAUCGGGGCAGCAGAGCCUUAAGCCUAUGAAAGCACAGGUUUGUGCUAAAGUAAGUUGGAUAGCAUAAACAUAGUGUUAACACAGUAAAAUUACCGCACAAACAGCGGAAAUGAAUGAUGAAUGAGCCCUUCUGGUAAGAACAUUUAGAAAUAAAUGUUUUCGGUACUGUGUCUAAAUAUCCUAACUUGCACGUGACCUAGUUAAAAAUGUAGAAUUGCAGUCAAGAGGCUACCCUUUUGCAAUACAUUUUCAUAUUUGACUUUGACAUGCGCC
Messenger RNA from Conger conger (European conger), 2252 nucleotides. It is a transcript of the gene il4i1, whose product is annotated as interleukin 4 induced 1. Gene Ontology annotation, biological process: amino acid catabolic process. The coding region runs from base 83 to 1675 and encodes 530 amino acids. Gene Ontology annotation, molecular function: polyamine oxidase activity; L-amino-acid oxidase activity. The record is from RefSeq and is a predicted model, not a curated record. The transcript has 7 exons. Lineage: Eukaryota; Metazoa; Chordata; Actinopteri; Anguilliformes; Congridae.